Messenger RNA from Sturnus vulgaris (Common starling), 3542 nucleotides. Lineage: Eukaryota; Metazoa; Chordata; Aves; Passeriformes; Sturnidae. The record is from RefSeq and is a predicted model, not a curated record.
GCCCGGAGCCCGGCUGUGCCAUGGAGGAUCCGCCCAGCACCAGGACUGAGGCGUGGGCCGAGGGGCUCCAUAAUGCCAACAACAAUGCAUCCCCGGGGGGGUGGCCAGGUGCCCGCGGUGGGCACCCCCUGGCAGCUUUCGGGAGUCCCGGGGCCAAGCCCAGCUACCUGGACCGUGUGGUGCAGGAGAUCGUGGAGUCAGAGCGCACCUACGCCCGUGACCUGCGCAGCAUCGUGGAGGGUUACCUGGGCAAGAUCAUCGACGCGGAGGAGCCAGUGCUGCGGCCGGAGCAGGUCAGCGCGCUCUUCGGGAACAUCGAGGACAUCUACGAGCUCAGCAGCACCCUCCUGCAAAACCUGGAGAGCUGUGCCAAUGACCCCGUGGCUGUGGCUGUGUGCUUUGUCACCCGGAGCCAGGAAUUUGCCAUCUACACCCAGUACUGCAAUAACUACCCUAGCUCGGUGGCAGCACUGACCGAGUGCAUGAGGAGCAAGGUCCAGGCACGGUUCCUCCGGGAAUGCCAGGAGCGGCUGCGCCACGCGCUGCCCCUCGGAGCCUACCUGCUUAAGCCAGUCCAGAGGAUCCUCAAGUACCACCUGCUCCUCCAGGAGAUUGCCAGGCACUUCGAGCACAAGGCGGGGGAUGACUACGAGCUGGUGCUGGAGGCCAUCGACACCAUGACCUGCGUGGCCUGGUACAUCAAUGACAUGAAGCGCAAGCACGAGCACGCCAUCCGCCAGCAGGAGAUCCAGUCGCUGCUGCUGGGCUGGAAGGGUCCGGACCUGACAAGCUACGGGGAGCUGGUGCUGGAGGGCACAUUUCGGGCACAGCGGGUGCGCCACGACCGUGCCCUUUUCCUCUUUGACAAGGCCCUGCUCAUCACCAAGCGCCGCGGCGACCACUACGUCUACAAGAGCCACAUUCCGUGCUCCUCGCUGAUGCUGAUUGAGAGCACGCGGGACUCUCUGUGCUUCAGCCUGGCACACUACAAGCAUGGCAAGCAGCAGCACAGCCUGCAGGCCAAGAGUGUGGAGGAGAAGCGCGUGUGGACUCACCAUAUCAAGCGGCUCAUCCUGGAGAACCACCAUGCCACCAUCCCCCAAAAGGCUAAGGAAGCCAUCCUGGAGAUGGACCUGUUCUACCCCCCACGCCUGCCUCGCUGCAGCCCUGAGCGCCUGAAGAAGAGCUGGUCCUGCCAGCCCCUGGGUGACGGUGCCACCGAGCCACUCCAGGGACGCCGGCAGUCUGAGCCCUUCCAGCACCAGGGGCACACGGAGACGCUGCUGGAGCGGCUGCAGGGACAUGAAGGGCGCAGGCAGUCGGAGCCCACCAAGAACAACCUGUGGCACCUGAACGAGCAAGGGUUGAAGAACACCGGCAGCGAUGGGGCGCUCCUGGAAGUGGGGGAGCCACCCCAGCAUCCCAAAGCCUGGGCAGCAGCUGAGGGCAUGGUGGCGGAGGAAGAGGAGGAGGAGGAGGAGGAGGAAGAAGAGGCUUUGGGCAAGGACUGCCAGAAGGAGCUGCCGGGGGCCGGGGAUCUGCUGUUGGAGCCCCAGGAGGAACAGGCCGGGGGACACCCAUGGGUGCUGGAGGGACCCAAACGGCCAAGCAGCUGGGGGCCAGGGAGCUGUGAGAAGGUCAGUGCAACGCCCCGGCCCUCACCUGGCAGUGCUCAGGGAUCCAGCACCCACCCCCCUAACAGCAGUGCUGGGGAGCACCCCAGGGUCCCCAAAUCCCCGUCCCUGGUGGGGACCCUGGCGUUGCCCAGUGGGGACAGGGAACCGGAGCGCGCUGCGGAGGAUUUGCAGGUGCUGAGCAGCGAGGAAGAGGAGGAGGAAGAGGAGGAGGGGGAAGGUGCCGCCAGCAUCCUGCCACCCUCAGUGCUGGACCAGGCCAGCGUCAUCGCGGAGCGGUUUGGUGGCGGCAGCAGCUUGUCUCGAAGGAGCAGCCUGGCCAUGGAGGGGCCCCUGGGACGCACCCCCAGCCAUGGUGGCAGCACCCUCAGCCUGGAUGGGGGCCCCCCACUCGAAUCUGGGGAGCCUGGGGGGUCCCGCAGUGCCAUCCCCUCGCCCGAGCCCUUCACCAGAGCCCGCCGGGAAUCGCUGCUCUCCAACCGGGACCGCCUGCUCCUCGACAAGAUCAAGAGCUACUAUGGCCAUGCCGAGAACCGCGAUGCCGGUUUUGGGGUGCGCCGCCGCGAGAGCCUCUCCUUCAUCCCCAAGGGGCUGGUGCGGAGUUCCGUGUGCCGCCUCAAUGGGCUGCCACGGCCCCCCGAGAGCCCUGAGCCCCCCACCCAGCCCGAGGCACCAGAGCCAUGCCAGGAGAACGGGGCGCAAGCCCCCGAGCCGCUGCUCAUUCUGGAGGAAGAUGAUGUGGGAACCACGGCGUCACCCCCGGGGCCAUCCCCGCAGCUGCUGCUGACACCCCCUCACCUGGGCUCCAAGGUGUACCAGCUGGCACGGCAGUACAGCCUCCGCAUCAAGAGCCGCCGUGCCGGCAGCCGCCGUCCCCCGCUGCUGCCGCAAGAGGACGGGGACCCCUCUCCCACAACCCCUUCGCUGGCUGUGCCGCGGGACGAGGCACUGGAGGCGUCCCCGUCCCCGCGUGCCCCCCGCAGCCCCUCCAGCCCCGUGGGCAGCGAGCACUUCGCCUGGCCCGACGUGCAGGAGCUCCGUGCCCGUUUCGGUGCCCCGCGGCCGCCGCCGGUGAGCCGAAGCCGCUCGGCGCCCGAGGGUCCCGGCCGCGGUGGGCGCCCAACCGGGAAGGAGCGGGGCGGCGGCCGGAGCCGCAGCGCCGAGGCCACCGGGGGCUCCGACACCCCAAACCCGGCACCAGCGCGGUACAGCAGUGACGGGGCGCUGUGGGUGGCGGCCGAAGCCCCUCUGGGUCCCGGGCAACGGGUGCUGGUGCUGGAGCGACUGCCGGAGCCCCCGGCCUACGUGCAGAUCCGCUCGCCCACCACUCGGGAGAAGAUCUGCCUGAAGGCGGUGGUGGAGCGCUGCAAAGCCUACCAGGCGUCCGAGGAGUACCGGCGGCGCUGCCCCGAGCCCCCCGGCAGCCCCGAGCCGCUGCGCCAUGGCCUCGUCAGGGACCUGCGGCAGAAGUUUCAGACGCUCGACGCUGCCAGCUAGGGGCAGGGACAGGUAGAAGGGGUGGCCUGUGGACCCCCAUGGGAAAGAGCACCCCGUGGACCCCCAACUUUCCUGGGAGAAGGGGCACCACAUGGACCUCAAGUCUAGUUGGAAGAAGGGUCACCCUGUGGAUCCUCAAACUGCCUGGGAGAAGGGGCACCGAAUAGACUUGCAACUUAUUUGGAAGAAGGGGCACCCCAUGGCCUCCCCAACCGACCUGGCAGAAAGAGCACCCUGGGGACUCCCAACCUGCUCUGGACAAGGCACACCCCCAUUCUCUCUGCCCACAGGAACGGGGCACCCCAAGAACCUCCCUCUACAAGCACCAGAGGCCCCCGGUGCCCUACAGGCACCCAGCACUGCACCCUGCUUGCUUUCACAUCUUUAUUAGAAAAAAAACCCCAAACUGAA